Molecule: messenger RNA, 915 nt
Organism: Notothenia coriiceps (black rockcod)
Lineage: Eukaryota; Metazoa; Chordata; Actinopteri; Perciformes; Nototheniidae
Product: kinesin heavy chain isoform 5C-like
Exons: 10
Coding region: 1-915 (304 amino acids)
Biological process (GO): microtubule-based movement
Molecular function (GO): microtubule binding; microtubule motor activity; ATP binding
Source: RefSeq, a predicted model, not a curated record
AUGGGGGCGGGGAAGUCCUAUGUGUUUGAUCGAGUGUUUCCAACCAACACCACCCAGGAGCAGGUCUACAACACCUGCGCCAAGCAGAUUGUCAAGGAUGUUCUGGGUGGAUACAAUGGAACUAUUUUCGCAUAUGGACAGACCGCCUCCGGGAAGACCCACACCAUGGAGGGCAAGCUGCACGACCCUCACCAGAUGGGUAUCAUUCCUCGCAUCGCCGAGGACAUUUUCAACCACAUCUUCGCCAUGGAUGAAAACCUGGAAUUCCACAUCAAGGUUUCAUACUUUGAGAUCUACAUGGACAAAAUCCGUGACCUUCUGGAUGUGACGAAGACCAACCUGUCGGUCCAUGAGGAUAAGAACAGGGUGCCAUUUGUCAAGGGAUGCACUGAGCGUUUUGUCUCCAGCCCUGAUGAGGUGAUGGAUGUGAUCGACCAAGGCAAAGCUGCCCGCCAUGUUGCUGUGACCAACAUGAACGAGCACAGCUCUCGCAGCCACAGCAUCUUCCUGAUCAACAUCAAGCAGGAGCAUGUGGAGACUGAGCAGAAACUGUGUGGAAAACUCUACCUGGUGGAUCUGGCUGGAAGUGAGAAGGUCAGUAAGACCGGCGCUGCAGGAGCCGUCCUGGACGAGGCUAAAAACAUCAACAAGUCUCUCUCUGCUCUGGGAAACGUCAUCUCUGCUUUGGCUGAGGGCACGCCCGGCGGAGAGCAGAGCCUCGUGCUGCAGCGUCACAUCCUCACAUGCAGCGCCACGAAGCAUCGUGUCAUUACUUUACAGAGCAGCAGCUGCCAGCCCGAUGAUGCAGUGACCAACCCUCAGUCAUCCUCUGGCCCCUCUCCACCAUAUCUGAUAGGCCGUUUCUUGGAAGGCAUCAGGAACCAUUAUGGGAAGGCAGUGGAGAUUAUUGAUUAA